CCGCGAUGGACAACAAGUUCAUCCCGCAGGCGAUUCAACUCGUGACCCAAGCGAUCCAGGAAGACACGAACAAGAACUAUGAAGCUGCGUUCAAACUGUACAAGCAAUCCCUCGAGCACUUUAUGAUUGGCGUCAAGUAUGAAAAGAACCCGACGUCCAAGGAGAUCAUCAUGAAACGAGUCGAGGGAUACAUGACGCGUGCCGAGCAGUUGCGCGAGAUGCUGGAAGGACAAGCCAAACCGAAGGUCGUCGCAGCCGGCGGCACCGCUGAAAAGGAAAAAGAUGACGAAGACAAUGAUGGCGAUGCUGAAAAAAACAAACUGCGUGGCGCGCUUGCUUCUGCCGUCGUGUCGGAGAAGCCCAACGUAAAGUGGGACGAUGUCGCUGGGCUCGAGGCAGCCAAGGAGGCAUUGAAGGAAGCAGUGAUCUUACCUGCUCGGUUCCCGCAGCUCUUUACCGGGAAGCGUCGGCCGUGGAAAGGGAUUUUACUGUAUGGGCCUCCCGGGACGGGGAAAUCGUACCUGGCUAAAGCUGUCGCGACAGAAGCCGACUCGACCUUCUUUUCAGUGUCGUCGUCCGAUCUCGUGUCGAAGUGGCAGGGUGAAUCUGAACGCUUGGUCAAGAAUUUAUUUGAAAUGGCUCGAGAGAAGAAACCGAGCAUCAUCUUCAUCGACGAAAUCGAUUCGCUGUGUUCGAACCGGAGCGAAGGCGAGAGCGACAGCACGCGGCGCAUCAAGACCGAGUUCCUUGUCCAGAUGCAAGGCGUUGGCCACUCCCAUGACGGCAUCCUUGUGCUUGGCGCGACAAACGUUCCGUGGGAGCUCGAUCCCGCCAUGCGCCGACGGUUCGAAAAGCGCAUUUACAUUCCGCUCCCGGAAGUCGAGGCGCGCAAAGUCAUGCUCAAGAUCCACUUGGGCGACACCCCCCACAGCUUGAACGAUGACGAUUUCACGACGCUCGCCACCAAGGCGGAAGGAUGCAGUGGGUCCGAUAUUUCCGUGCUCGUGCGCGAAGCACUCAUGGAGCCGCUGCGUCAAUGCCAGCAAGCCCAGUUCUUCUGCCGAUGCGACGAUAAAGCAAGACCGACUCGAAAUGGGACGUUCUUGACUCCUUGUGAAGACGACCCACCAUGCCCGCACUGCCACAUGAAGCUAUCGUCGUGCCCAUCGAAUUGCACGGGAUGCAAGACGCCGUGCCAACGUUGUGGAUCGUAUCGCAUGCGUCUGUACGACUUGCCUGACCGCGGGUUCAACGAUUCGCAGCUCAAACCCCCCAUGGUUUCCAUGACGAACUUCAACAAGGUGCUCGAGCACUCGAUCUCCAGUGUCGCGCCGGAGGAACUCCACCAGUUUGUCAAGUGGACUAGCGAGUUUGGUCAGGAAGGUUAAGCAAGAACAACAACGCAUAUGCACACGCACUCCA
This is a messenger RNA of Aphanomyces invadans, 1422 nucleotides long. RefSeq lists its product as hypothetical. Gene Ontology annotation, molecular function: ATP hydrolysis activity; ATP binding. The transcript is spliced from 10 exons. The record is from RefSeq and is a predicted model, not a curated record. Gene Ontology annotation, biological process: endosomal transport; vacuole organization. NCBI's taxonomy places the organism in Eukaryota, Oomycota, Saprolegniomycetes, Saprolegniales, Verrucalvaceae. The coding region runs from base 6 to 1388 and encodes 460 amino acids.